AUGCCGCUGCUCGCAACAAAAAGCUUUCACUUCUACUUAAUAGCAACCAAAUUUUCACCUCAACUCAGAGACCAGUUCAAGAGGUUUGAUAUUUCAAUGAAAAACUUAAUCAUAUACAUUAGAGAGAUGGGACAGGACAAUAUCACUGCAGUUCCUGAAUUCAUUCUUAUGGGACUCACUGAUCUCCCAGAAUUCCAGCUCCUUCUCUUUUUGGUGUUUCUGGCAGUCUAUCUGAUCAGCCUUUUAUGUUAUGCAGACUUAAUUCUGGAGGUGAGAACUAUUUCCUUGAUAGAAUGUGCCAUCCAGAUGUAUCUCUUUGUGGCCUGUGUAACCACCGAGGGUUACUUCCUGGCAGUCAAGGCAUAUGAUUGCUUCAUGGCAAUCGGCAACCCUAUGCUCUAUAUGGCUGUUAUUAACACCUUCCCCAGUGAAGUCUUGCUUAUCAGCCUGGGGAUUUUCAGUGGAACUGUCACCUCUCUGAAAAUUGUGGUGUCUUAUGUAUAUAUCCUCAUCACUACCCUGAAGAUCUGCUCUGCAGCAGGGAGAUGCAAGGCCUUCUCCACCUGUGCCUCCCACCUAACGGUGGUUGGCUUAUUAUAUGAGACCACCGUCUUCAUAUAUGUUUGGCCCAGUUCACAGUAUGCUCCAGAAAAUGACAAAGUGGUUUCCAUGUUUUAUACUCCUGUGACAUCAGUGCUGAAUCCUCUGAUCUACAGCCUGAGAAAGAAGGAUGAAAACGAUGCUCUGUGA
This is a messenger RNA of Tachyglossus aculeatus (Australian echidna), 750 nucleotides long. RefSeq names its product olfactory receptor 5L2-like. Lineage: Eukaryota; Metazoa; Chordata; Mammalia; Monotremata; Tachyglossidae. Gene Ontology annotation, biological process: sensory perception of smell; G protein-coupled receptor signaling pathway. The transcript is spliced from 6 exons. The record is from RefSeq and is a predicted model, not a curated record. Gene Ontology annotation, molecular function: odorant binding; olfactory receptor activity. Gene Ontology annotation, cellular component: membrane. The coding region runs from base 1 to 750 and encodes 249 amino acids.